AUGUCAUCAUCUAGGUCUUGUCAACAAUCUUCUUCCAUGGAUGUUUCACAAUCUUUUCGAGAAAGAAAUGAUAUAGCAUGGGGACAUGUUAAUGAGGGCGUGGAUGAAAAUGGGAAGAAGAUAUUAACAUGUCUUUACUGUGGCAAGAUAAUCAGAGGUGGAGAAAUUUACCGAGUGAAAUUGCAUAUAGCGAGUAUAAAGAGAGAAGUUGGAAAGUGCUCUAAAGCUCCUUUCGAUGUUAAAUUCAAGAUUGAAGAAGCACUAAAUGAAAUUGGGGCCAAGAAUAAACAAAAAGUUGAACUUUGUAAGAAUGUCAAUUCUUAUGGAGCUAGUGUACAACAAUUUGAGGGUGAUAUGUUAGAUGAAGAACAAAAGUGUGAAGAGGUUUCUCCAUGUCCAACUCCAACUUCAACUUCAAGCACUAAGAGAAAAAGAUCUAUUGGGAUAGGUGACUAUUUUGCUCCGAGGACUAAGCCUGAGUCUCAGCCCUCAAUUAAGAGUGUUUUAGCUGGAAAAGAAGCUAAGUGGAGAGUGGACAUGGCUGUUGCAAGGUUAUUUCAUGAUUCUUGCAUCCCAAUUAAUGUUAUUAAUUCAAUUUAUUUUCAACCUGUGGUGGAUACUAUAACUGCAAUUGGUCCUAGGUAUAAAAUCUUAACUUAUCAUAAUUUACGUGUAAAUUUAUUGAGAGAUGCUAGGAAAGAAGUGCAAUUACUUAUUGAUGGUUACAAGAAAACUUGGGAGGAUGUUGGAUGUACUUUAAUGGCUGAUGGUUGGACAGAUAAUUCACAUAGGUCGCUAAUAAAUUUUCUAGUAUACUGUCCUAAAGGAGUGUGUUUUGUGAAAUCAGUGAAUGCUUCAGAUGUUGUAAAGGAUGUUGUAACAUUGUUCAGCUUGUUUGAGGAAAUAGCUUUAUGGGUUGGACCAAAUAAUAUUGUUCAUCUUGUCACUGACAAUGGAGAUAAUUAUAAAGCUACUAGAAGAAUGUUAUCUGAAAAAUAUAGCGGUACUACUUGGUCUCCUUGUGCAGCACAUUGUAUUAAUUUGAUGUUGAAAGACAUAGCUGAGAUGAGUCACAUAAUUAACCUUUCGAAACGUGCAUCUGAGGUUAUAAAGUUUGUGUAUAAUCAUUUCUUUGUGCUAGCUUUGCUAAGGAAAAAACAGGGUUGGACAGAAAUUAUAUACCCAGGUGCAACCCGUUUUGCCACAACUUUUAUUGCAUUGAGCAACCUACAUCAGCACAAACAUGACUUUAUAAUUUUCAAAGCUGUAAGUCCAUUGAUGCGUAUGCUCCGGAUUGUAAACUCAGAUGAGAGGCCUUCAAUAGGACAUGUGUAUGAUAGCAUGUACAGAAUGAGGAUGGGGAUCAAGAUGUUGUUUAAGAACAAUAAAAAUUUGUACAAGCCUUAUACAACAAUUAUUAAGAUGUGCUGGGAUAGGAUGUUGUGUCGUGAUAUUCAUGCAGCAGCAUAUUAUUUGAAUCAUGGUUUUAAAUAUGACGAAGAUACUUUUUCCAAAAAACCUAAGGUCAUGUAUGGUUUCCUUGACACUAUUGACAGUAAAACAAGUGCAUUCAAAAUGAGCAAGACAACGUUACUGGAGGAGAGUAGAUUAUAUCGAGACCGUCUAGAAAGCUUUUCUCAUGAGCUUGCUCUUCAAACUUGCAAAACUACACGGUUGGAUGAAUGGUGGAGCACAUUUGGGUUUAGUGCUCCAAAUUUGCAAAAGUUUGCAAUCAAAAUUCUAAGUCAAACUUCUGCCUCUUCCGGAUGUGAGUGA
Messenger RNA from Pistacia vera, 1776 nucleotides. RefSeq lists its product as uncharacterized. NCBI's taxonomy places the organism in Eukaryota, Viridiplantae, Streptophyta, Magnoliopsida, Sapindales, Anacardiaceae. The record is from RefSeq and is a predicted model, not a curated record. The coding region runs from base 1 to 1776 and encodes 591 amino acids. The transcript has 4 exons.